Setaria italica (foxtail millet) is the source of this 1880-nucleotide messenger RNA. Its product is annotated as beta-glucosidase 6-like. Lineage: Eukaryota; Viridiplantae; Streptophyta; Magnoliopsida; Poales; Poaceae. Gene Ontology annotation, molecular function: beta-glucosidase activity. Gene Ontology annotation, biological process: carbohydrate metabolic process. The transcript is spliced from 13 exons. Bases 428 to 1672 code for a protein of 414 amino acids. The record is from RefSeq and is a predicted model, not a curated record.
UUCGACAGCGAAAUCGACCCUGAAGAAGCUAGCGUGAUGCACGCCGGGGAGCCUAACAACCUCCAUGACCUGCCUUUCCACCCCGGUCCCCAGCCCUCGAUGGUCGCCAACUCGACUCGCCAGGCUCACCAAGUUGAUGUCCCCGUCGCCGUACACCACCUCGGGUUCCCCCUCGAGCCGUCCGACCCGAACACGUACGUAUCCGGCGUCCUGACCCCGACCCCGACGACGCCGGUCACGGGCACCAUCGGCGCCUCCCACAUCGGCAGCACCCGGGUCUCGUACGUAUGAGGGAGCCGUGAAGGAGGAUGGGAGAGGGCAGACCAUCUGGGACACGUUCGCGCACACCCUUGGCAAGAUUUCCGACUUUAGCAAUGCUGAUGUUGCAGUCGAUCAGUACCACCGUUUCGAGGAUGAUAUAGAGCUCAUGGCAGAUAUGGGGAUGGAUGCGUAUCGGUUUUCGAUCGCGUGGUCAAGGAUUUUUCCAAAUGGUACUGGUCAAGUUAAUCAGGCUGGCAUCGACCACUACAACAAACUGAUUGAUGCACUGCUAUCAAAAGAAAUUGAGCCAUAUGUAACCCUCUACCACUGGGACCUCCCCCAGGCCCUGGAAGAUAGAUACAAGGGAUGGCUUAACAGGACGAUAGUUGAAGAUUUUGCAGUUUACGCUGAAACAUGCUUCAAGGCGUUCGGGGACCGUGUGAAGCACUGGAUCACGCUGAAUGAGCCACACACGGUUGCCACUAUGGGCUAUGACACCGGCCUUGAAGCACCAGGGCGUUGUUCUGUGCUGCUUCAUCUGCACUGCAGAUCUGGGGAUUCACACACUGAGCCCUACAUUGUUGGCCACAACUUCAUCUUAGCCCAUGCAACCGUAGCUGAUAUUUACAGGAGGAAAUACAAGGCGACUCAGAGAGGACAACUAGGGAUUGCCUUAAACGUCGUGUGGUAUGAACCGAUGACGAACACUAGAACUGACAUUGAAGCGGCCAAAAGAGCACAAGAAUUUCAACUGGGAUGGUUCGCGGAUCCCUUCUUCUUUGGUGACUACCCGGAAUCAAUGAGGGCACGGAUCGGCGACAGGCUGCCAAAGUUCACAGCCGAUGAGGCUGCACUUGUCAAGGGGUCACUGGACUUUGUAGGCAUAAACCACUACACCACUCACUACACCAUGGAUAGUAACACAGUCAGCUCAACUGCCAUGGGACUACUGCUGGAUGGCACCAUGGCAGACACCGGAGCUGUUAGCGUUCCCUUCGACAUCAAGAAUCCGACUGGAGAUAGAGCCAACUCGCUGUGGCUGUAUAUCGUACCAUGGGGCAUGAGGAAGGUGAUGAACUACGUCAAGGAAAGGUACAAGAGUCCACCGGUCUACAUCACAGAAAACGGGAUGGAUGAUAGCAACAACCCUUUGAUUCCCAAAGAGGAGGCCCUCAAGGACAGCAAGAGGAUCAAGUACCACCACGACUACCUCACAAACCUAGCUGCUUCCAUAAAGGAGGAUGGGUGCGACGUCCGUGGCUACUUCGUGUGGUCGCUGCUGGACAACUGGGAGUGGAUCGCCGGAUACACCUCGAGGUUCGGGCUCUACUUUGUGGACUACGAGAACAACCUCGAGAGAUGCCCCAAGAGCUCGGUACAAUGGUUCAAGACUCUGUUGAGGUCCAGCUGAAGAAGGCUGCACGUAAAAAUGUUUUGGUUUUCAGUUUUCACUGCAGCGUCAACUCUUCUAGCUCGCAGGCCAUCUCAUAUCGUACAACUGUUGUGUGCGUCAAGCUUCAGUGUACAUAUUGGAAAAUUUUGUGUUUCGAGUAUGAUACACUCACGUCAGGCCAUCUGAAAAGAAAAGAGAAAACGUCAUUAAAACAAUUUGCUAUUCA